Prunus armeniaca (apricot) is the source of this 393-nucleotide messenger RNA. The record is from the annotation of a GenBank genome assembly. Lineage: Eukaryota; Viridiplantae; Streptophyta; Magnoliopsida; Rosales; Rosaceae.
AUGGCUUUUACAAUCCAUGGCCCCAUAAAUUAUGAGAUGUUAUUUGCGAUACUGCUCGCGAAAUUUGGAGUGCUCUUUCUACAACAUUCUAUGAUGAGAGCCUUUUUCGCCAAACAAAAUGGGAAGAAUCUCUCCACAUAUUAUGGAGAAUUAACAGAUAUUUUCGGUGAAUUGGAUCAUCGUGAUAAGGCAAUUAUGACAUGUGCCCAUGAUAUUGAGAUUUACAGAAAGUCAAUUCAGCGACAAAGGGUGCACAUUUUUCUCGUUGGUCUUGAUGUGGAAUUUGAGCAAAUUCAUGGGGAAAUUCUACGCAAAUAUCCUAUACCUGAAUUGGAGGCCACAUAUGCUCUUAUUAGACGUGAGUCAGUACGUCGGGCUACUAUAAAUUCUUAA